This is a messenger RNA of Neodiprion fabricii, 3251 nucleotides long. RefSeq names its product calnexin-like. Gene Ontology annotation, cellular component: endoplasmic reticulum membrane; endoplasmic reticulum. The record is from RefSeq and is a predicted model, not a curated record. Gene Ontology annotation, biological process: protein folding. The coding region runs from base 398 to 2143 and encodes 581 amino acids. Gene Ontology annotation, molecular function: calcium ion binding. The transcript has 9 exons. NCBI's taxonomy places the organism in Eukaryota, Metazoa, Arthropoda, Insecta, Hymenoptera, Diprionidae.
UGCUUAUUGCUUCUGGAUUCAUCCAUCGCCAUUUAAACCUCGGUUCAAAUUCGAGAGCGAUAUGAAGAUCUGGUUCGCAAAGCAUAGUUCUCCAAGUCGACUCCAAUUCAACGCUAAAAGCUAGGCUGAAAACGUCGCGUGCAUGUGAACGCGCCUUAUCGGUGAUCGUCAAGAAUCGAGAAUCGAAAGAAUUCAAGAACACUCGUGAGCAAAUGUUACUACGUGUAAAUAGAUUAGAUUAUAACUAUUAGUUAAUUAAAUAAAACGUGUAUACUUGGCGUGUGACCAAGUUAUGUUCACCGGCUUUAAAUUGCCUCUUUAUGACUGAAAUCUGUUGAAAAGGUCUUUGCUCAAUUGUAAGUUUCUACCGAUUCAGUACCGUUUUCACAUAUUUCAAAUGGAUAGACUUUUUGUCACCGUCCUGUUCAGUCUGCUAUUUAGCGGAUUCAAUGCAGACAAAGAUCAUAUACACAAUGAGGAUUUCAGUGAUACCUUAAAUCAUGGUUAUCGAAGCCCGGUCCCUAAAGGGUUUGCCUACCUAGCCGAGCAUUUCGAUGACCCUGAACACUUUAAGAAACAAUGGGUCUUAUCUCAAGCUAAAAAGGAUGAUAUUGAUGAGGAAAUAGCCAAAUACGAUGGUAUUUGGAAGUUGGAAGAAGCUUCAAAAUAUGCUCAGGAAGGUAACACUGGAUUAGUUUUGAAAAGUAAGGCUCGUCAUGCUGCCAUCUCUGCUCCUUUGUCAAGACCUUUUUAUUUCGAAGACAAACCUUUAGUCGUUCAGUAUGAAGUGAUACUACAAGAAGGUCAAGAAUGCGGCGGUGCUUACCUUAAACUUCUGACUCUUGAUUCUCAGCAUAAAGACCUUAAACUCUUCAAUGACAAGACUCCCUAUACCAUUAUGUUUGGGCCAGACAAAUGUGGAAAUGAUCAUAAGCUGCACUUCAUUUUCCGUCAUCAAAACCCUCUUAAUGGUUCCUUUGAAGAAAAGCACUGCAAAAAACCCAAAGAGCGUCUUGAAGAUGCAUUCAAGGACAAACAGCCUCAUUUGUACACACUUAUAAUUCGACCAGACAAUACUUUUCAAGUGAAGCUAGACAAUAGCGUUGUAAAUGAAGGUAGCCUACUGGAUGACUUUACUCCACCUGUUAAUCCACCUUUGGAGAUUGAAGACCCUAAUGAUAAACGUCCGGAAGAUUGGGAUGAGAGGGAAAAGAUACCUGAUCCCUUAGCUAUUAAGCCUGAGGACUGGGAUGAAGAUGCACCAGCUCAAAUAAUUGAUGAAGAAGCAGUAAUUCCUGACGGUUGGCUAGAAGAUGAGUCAGCGAUGAUACCUGAUUCUAGCGCAAUAAAGCCUGAAGACUGGGACAAUGAAAUGGAUGGAGAAUGGGAACCACCUAUGUUGAGCAACCCGCUGUGCGAGAAAGCUCCAGGAUGUGGUCCGUGGAAGCAACCAUUGAAACAGAAUCCCCGUUUCAAAGGAAAAUGGUUGGCGCCGCUAAUAAACAAUCCUAAUUACAAGGGUAAAUGGAUGCCUCGUCUUAUACAUAAUCCUGCCUAUUUUAACGACGAACAUCCUUUCAAAAUGACCCCAAUUUUCGCAGUUGGAUUUGAACUCUGGUCCAUGUCACCUGAUAUCUUCUUUGACAAUAUUAUUAUCACAGAUAGUGAAGAAGUUGCAAAGAAAUGGUCUGAUGAUUCGUUUGAAUUACAUCGAGCAAAAAUUGCUCAACAAAACGAAACUUUAUGGGGUAGAAUGAUGCAUUCUAUGAACCAUAAGCCAGGAUGGUGGGCCAUAUAUUUCAUCUACUGCGCUAUACCUGUUGUUAUGUACAUCUCUUACCUAAUCAAGCGCUCUGGAGAGGAUAAACAAGACUUCAAACCAGAAGAUAGAGAGCCUUUGCAAAAUGAAGAACUAAAUGAAGAAGAGAGUGUGGCAGAUGAAGAAGAUACUAGUGCAGAGAACAAAGAGACUGACCAGAAGAAUAAAGAAGAGACUGAUGGAAAACAAAAAGAAGUUGUUGAACCUGAAGAGUCGGAGAACAGUAGAGAAUCAGACGAAGCUGUGACGGAGGAGUCUAUUAAUAAGGAGAAGCCACUAGAAGGAGGUGAUGGGCCUCGCCGAAGAAAGCCUAAUAAAGAAUGAGCGCAGUGAAGAUUGACGUAUUGUAAUCACAUUCCGCUGUAAGUUCACUAUCAAAUGUUCUACAAUUACAAGUUAAUAUUACAGUUGAUAAGUAUUAAAUUUAUCCUGGACGACAACAGAGUUAUCUGUUAGCAUACCACUUUUAUUAGCUACAAUUAGAUCACUAUUUAGUAUCGUGUGAUCUUUUUGGGGAAUAGCAGUCAAAGCAUUUCAUGUGUCAAUAGUUUUUCUUUUAUAAUAUUUGUUAAUAACGAGUAAUUGAACUUUAUUCAACCUACGUAGCAGCGAUGAAACGUGGACAGCUUUCUCAUUGAAAAUAUCUUAUGUUCACUUAAUGUUAGUCGCAGAAAUUAAACUCCACAAUAUCAAUAUUAUAAUACUAAUGAUGAAGUUUCUGAGAGUGAACAUUUAGUUACUGCCACCAGGUUUUCAUUAUGUAGUUCAUAAAGUUCGUUCGUGUGAUUUUGAGUGAUCGAUAGAUUGUGUAAAUUUUUUUCCGGAACAUCUUAAAAUUUAUUCCCGUAUAUUCAUUAAACUUUGUGCUUGUCUCUAGAAACUUUUUUGUUAGACAAUUGAAAAAAUCAUCUUUUGUGGGUUUACCACCUGUCUAAUCUUUAUGUGGAUUAUACAGUUCAAUAAAUCUCACGUGUAUGAGCUUAUGAAACUUUUGGGAAAUUUAGGUGAUAAUUGGCAGCGUGUAAAUCUUUGAGGUGAAAUUCUCAAUACACCUUUCUUCACCCAUCAUUAUGAAAUGAAAUCAAUUUCUAUUACAUCUUUAUUAUCUUUGUUUCCAAAUUUCGUGUUAUAAUGAGGACACAAGUAAUUGGUGAGAAGACGAGGUCGACGUUGCUUAAUAAAAAUUAUUUUGACCAUAUGAUCAGUAUUACGUAUGUAGUGAAACAAGCAAUGGCAUUCCUUACGAGUAAAAAUGAUGUUAAUGAUCUCGAAAUUGAGAAUAUUGGAGUAAUCCUCAAUGUAAGGAGUCAAUUUUGACAAAGUUAUAUCGAACCUAUGUAUUUUUAAUACUGAUCUUGUACUGAAAGCUGUAAUACGUUUGACUACGAAUUGAUCAAAAUGGAUACAAAUACACACAAGUACUGAUCUGGUA